Molecule: messenger RNA, 1164 nt
Organism: Penicillium mononematosum
Lineage: Eukaryota; Fungi; Ascomycota; Eurotiomycetes; Eurotiales; Aspergillaceae
Exons: 4
Biological process (GO): protein dephosphorylation
Cellular component (GO): cytoplasm; protein phosphatase 4 complex; nucleus
Molecular function (GO): protein phosphatase regulator activity
Source: RefSeq, a predicted model, not a curated record
ACGAGGAAGCUCUCCCAAAUAGCCGCCAAUGGCGGCCCGCUGGAUUUAGAGAGAUGGAACGGCAUGGCUGGGCCUCUGAUUGAGCGACUGGAACAUAUCGUUUACAAUGUAUUCCCCAUGCCUCAAGUGCGCCCUGAACCCAUCGGCCAGCCUUCGUUUCCCAAUCAUUCUUCUCAGGCAAAUUCCAUCCCGCCCGAAAGCAGCAACAAGGAAAACACCUCCCCCGCCGACAUCCAGACUUCACCCCAGGCAGCGCGAACUGGCUCUCCCCCGUCGAGUGAGCGAGUGCCAGACUCACAGCCCCAGCCAUCUAGUACGAGCACGGAUGACCGGCUUCCGCCCCCGCUUGCAUUUCUUCUGAGCGCCAUCCGCUCGUCGAUUAAAUCGUUCUUCGAGGAUAAACCUCCACACACCAUUCAGAGACUCGCAGAGCUGGUCCUCUACCCGACCAAGCACUAUAGGACAUUACCCGCAUACCUACGUGCUGUCGAUCGCGUUGUCUCAGUGACAAGCUCCGCCGAUAUUUUCCCAUUCCAAACGCCGGCUGUGACGAAUGUUCAAACGAACGGGCUGCUUCCUGGCAACGGCAGCGGGGUAUAUAUGGCCCCGGAGUUUGCCCAGGGUCUUGGGAGCGAUGAAUCUCUAGGCGGCGCACUACUUACUCCGAUCCCGUGGUUAACUAAUGCCUCGUUCGAAGGCGAUGAUACCAAUGGAGAUGCAGGCAUGCUAGUUGAGGGUACUGAACCUUUACCUACACAGCCUGAGGAGCCGGUCAACACAACCCUAGUAACCACUGAAGCCGGUGAAAAGGUUGCCUCCACCUCACCAGAGCCAUCUGACGAAGUCCCUCAUGCCCGUGGUCCAAUCGUCCUCGGCGUGGAAGACAUGGGUCUGCAAGACGGCAAAGGCGUCGAGAUGCGUCUUGCCGCGGACGGUGCCGCUGAGGUCCCGGUUGCAGCCGCUACCACUACUACACAAGCAACAGAACAGAAGGCUGAACCAACUGGUGACAAUGACGGUGACAUUGUCCUUGCGGACACCAAACCGAAAGAAGGGGAAGAAACUAAGAACGAAGGUGCUUCUACAGAGCCCCAAGCAGGCAACGCAGAGUCUGAACCUACUGGUGAUUCAUCCCAAGCGCCGGACGCCGAGAAGAAAGCAUAA